This is a messenger RNA of Cajanus cajan (pigeon pea), 1326 nucleotides long. The record is from RefSeq and is a predicted model, not a curated record. Lineage: Eukaryota; Viridiplantae; Streptophyta; Magnoliopsida; Fabales; Fabaceae.
AUGGAGGUCCGUUGCAAAUUGUUCAUGGGCACGCUCAAAAAGGCGGCGCUUGAUUGGUUUAGCGGUCUUCUUGAUCGAUCGAUCACCGACUUCGAUGUCUUCAGUCGGCUUUUCAUGGCGCAAUUCGCCGCUAACAAGAGGAAGCCGCCGAUCACAUCAGACUUGUUCGACCUCAAGCAACAACGCGAGGAGUCCCUAAAAGACUUUAUGCAAAGGUUUAAUGAGGUCGCCUUGAGGAUAGCGUCUUUGGAUGAACGGAUGGCGGUGAUCGCGUUCCAGAAGGGUUUAAGGUCCGGGGCUUUCGAUAUCGCGCUUGAAAAAGCAAAUUGUCAGACGAUGUCGGAAGUCUGGGCUUUCGCAUUGAGUCAUAUCAAGACGGAGGAGAACCAGAUUAUUAAAAGGGCAGCGGAGAACCGAGAAGCAUCGAGUAGCAAUAAGGAGGGCAACAAAUAUCUCCGGCCGCGGUCGGAUUGGAAGGCAACAGACCGCCAGUUGGGACCUCACAAAACCGAUUGGUGUGAGUUCCAUCGGACUCAUGGGCACAAGACGGAGAAUUGUUUCGUUCUCGGGAGGCAGAUCGAGCGCCUUAUCAAGGAGGGUCGAUUGAAAGAGUUUAUUGCAGGAAAGCAGGGUGAGAGCUCGUCCGACAGGCGACGUAGGCAGGAAGGAGAAGACACCGGGAGAAGAAGGCGCGAAGGGAGGAGGGGGCCGACUUCGGCGUCCCGGAAGAGAUACUCUCGGUCAGUGUUCUCGGUUGCGGAGUGGACGAGACCUACUCGGCCUGAUAUCACGUUCUCGGAUGCCGACUUCGAGGGCGUGUCCCCACACGAGGAUGACCCGAUAGUCGUCUCGGAGGUUGUCAUGGGUUACAAUGUGAAACGUGUACUGGUGGACCAGGGUAGCUCGACAGACAUACUUUUUUGGGAAGCUUUUGUUGGUAUGAAAAUUCCGACUGAUCGCCUUAUGCCGUACGCAGGUACAUUAGUUGGUUUUGCAGGUGAUCAGGUAACAACUAGAGGAUAUGCCGACUUGGAGACAACUUUUGGCCAUGGAGAGAACUUGAAGACUGUCACUGUCCGAUACCUAGUGGUGAACGCCCAAUCAUCCUAUAGCAUACUAGUGGGCCGACCGACAGUAAAUAAGUUGGGAGCGGUCGUCUCCACACCUCACUUAAAGCUGAAGUACUCUCCAAGGGGUGCACUAGGGUUUUUUCCUAGGUCAAGCCUCAAGACCAGAGCAUUCAAAGGGGUAAUCUGCCCUCUUAGCCUUAGGGUUUUAGGUUUUAUACUUCGUCGUUCAUGGGCCUUAUGGGCCCCGAGAACGUAG